CACACGUUUUUACAGGUUAUGAUGUAAAAUUUCAAAAAUGUAUACAUAUUUGGGACAGAUUUCCGAUAAAUUUUGAUUUUCCAUAUUUUAAUAUUUAUUGUUUACUGAUUUUACCAAUCGCUGUCACCGCUGCAGACCGUUGUUAUUGCUAAUUUGUUCAAAACAUACAUAAUAUCAUUGAUUAUAAUAUGUUUUUAUUAGUAGUAUUUAUAAUCAAUGGUAAUAUGUAAGUAAGCGUCUGCAAAUUCUAUACCAAACUUACAUUAGCUAACAAAAUAUCAAGAGAUUAUUUGAAUCCUACUACGAAUUGAUUGAAAAUGAAAGCAAUCGGUAGUAGUUUUUCGGUUAAUUUCCGACGAAUAUUGUGCAACAACUUAACCACACGUACAUAUGUGUCGGAUACAAAGGGUUCAGAUAAAAAACAAUCAAACGAUGAUCUAUUGAACAGCAUUAAGCCUCAUUCACGCAGUGGAGUAUUGUCAGUUGUUGAAAAAGAUGACAGCGGAUUUCCUUCAUAUUUCAUACUUAAAGAAACUAGUCCGUUACUGAGUCAAGCCAUGAUUAGCGUUAAAAAUAAAAAAAAGCGUCAUCAAAAUAGCAGCAUACUUUUAGAAGGCAAACGUCUGAUACAAGAUGCAUUAAAUGCUGGUGUGAAGCCUAAACAAAUAUUUUUCAGUCAGAAGAGAGUAUUAGAAAACUUAUGUUUACCUGAAGAACUACGAGAUCUCCCAGUCACAAGUACAAUAUUUUAUAAGACUCCUUAUAAAAUGAUUCAAUUAUUUUCAGAGACUGAGACUUCCCAAGGAAUAAUGGGUAUCUUUGAAUUUCCAAUUAUUGAUCAUAGAGCUAGAAAACAGUCAUUUCCAAUUACUGUAAUCUGUGAUAAUAUUCGUGAACCUGGCAAUUUAGGUGCUGUGUUAAGAACUGUAACAGCUGUUGGAGCAUCACAAAUUAUUUUAAUGAAAGGCUGUACUGAUUUGUGGGGAGACAAAGUAUUGAGAGCUGGUUGUGGUGCACAUUUCAGAAUGAAAAUUAUAUCGGAUGUCAGCUGGAGCAAUUUGGAAAAUAUCAAAGGUCAAGUCUGUUUGGCGGAUAACAACUUUGCAAACAAUGUUGAUUAUUCAAAUAUUGAUGAAGAUACAAAUGUAAAUGUUUUUAGAAAAUCAGCUCCAAUUGAAUUACCAAUAGUUCCUUACUAUGAAGUAGAUUACUGUAAAACCACUCCUUUGAUACUCAUUAUUGGAGGUGAGACACAUGGGUUGAGUGAUGAAGGAUGUGAGUUUGCCAAAUUACGAAAAGGUAUCCGCAUAAACAUUCCACUUGAAAAUGGAAUAGAAAGCUUAAACUCUGCAACAGCUGUAGGUAUAUUAUGUUUUGAAGCCAAAAAACAAAUGUUAAAUUUAGUAAGAAGUGAAGAUGAAAUUGAUAAAAUUGAACAAGCAUAUUAAAAUUAUAUAG
Messenger RNA from Rhopalosiphum maidis (corn leaf aphid), 1458 nucleotides. RefSeq names its product rRNA methyltransferase 3, mitochondrial. Gene Ontology annotation, biological process: RNA processing. The transcript is spliced from 4 exons. The record is from RefSeq and is a predicted model, not a curated record. Lineage: Eukaryota; Metazoa; Arthropoda; Insecta; Hemiptera; Aphididae. Bases 318 to 1448 code for a protein of 376 amino acids. Gene Ontology annotation, molecular function: RNA methyltransferase activity; RNA binding.